GACGUAGCGGAGGGGCGUGGCGGCCUGGGGGAGGAUGGCGGAAGCUGGAACCUGAUUGCGGGUUUCCGCUUCAAAUGUCUUCCUUGUCACCGGCCUGGGGUCGAAAGCGCGGGUCGACUUAGAAGAGAGGAGAAACCGUCUGCUUGGUUCGGAAGAUUUUUCUAAUACACAGAUCCCAAGAUUAAUCUAAUCUUAAAAUGGAACCAAGUAGAAACCAUGAAGAAACAUUUUAAGUAUUGCUAUUAAAAUUAAAAUCAUGACCUCAUCAGCAAAUCUGGAUGGGGGAGCCCAACUGAAUGUGGAAGAACGAAGCAACAGCUAUGGUCUGUCUGACAUGGCAGACAUUAAGGCGGAGCACCCUUUGGACUCCAAUCCUGAAGAAGGCCCAGCCCAGAGUGUUGCAAUGGGGAUGAAAUUCAUUUUGCCUAAUAGAUUUGAUAUGAACGUGUGCUCUAGAUUUGUAAAGUCCUUAAAUGAAGAGGAUAGUAAAAAUAUUCAGGAUCAAGUUAACUCCGACCUCGAGGUGGCAUCUGUCCUAUUUAAAGCUGAAUGCAAUAUCCACACAUCCCCUUCUCCUGGGAUUCAAGUAAGGCAUGUCUACACUCCUUCAACAACUAAACAUUUUUCACCCAUAAAACAGUCAACUACUUUAACAAACAAACACAGAGGAAAUGAGGUAUCGACGACACCUCUGCUGGCGAAUUCCUUAUCUGUUCACCAAUUGGCUGCUCAGGGAGAAAUGCUCUAUUUGGCCACUCGUAUUGAACAAGAAAAUGUAAUCAACCACAAAGAUGAAGAAGGAUUUACUCCUCUAAUGUGGGCCGCUGCUCAUGGACAAAUAGCAGUGGUAGAGUUUCUGCUUCAGAAUGGUGCAGAUCCACAGAUUUUGGGGAAAGGACGAGAAAGUGCCCUGUCAUUGGCCUGCAGUAAAGGUUACACAGACAUUGUCAAAAUGCUGCUAGAUUGUGGAGUAGAUGUUAAUGAAUACGAUUGGAAUGGAGGAACACCUUUACUUUAUGCUGUGCAUGGAAAUCAUGUGAAAUGUGUAAAAAUUCUACUAGAAAAUGGAGCAGACCCAACUAUUGAAACAGAUUCUGGAUAUAAUUCUAUGGAUUUAUCUGUAGCAUUGGGUUAUAGAGGUGUUCAACAGGUUAUUGAGGCACAUUUGUUGAGGCUUCUACAGAAUAUCAAGGAAUAGACUUGUGGUCAACAGGAAAUGUUCUGUAAAAACCAUUUGCUUUUUUUUUUUAAUCCUAAUAAGUGACAAAGACUUGUUUACUUUUUAAAACUUUACCUCAGUCACAAUAUUUACUGAUUUUUAGUAAAUUUUAAUAAAUUUCCCUCUAAGUAAUUCACUGGUUUAUAGUAAGCCUGGUGUGGAUGUUUUCUUUGUAAAUGUAUUUUACUGUGUAUUUAAAAAUGUAAUUUAAUGUUUGGUUGCAUGUAAACUUUUCUAGUCAACAUAGCUAAAUAAGUCUUCAUAUCAAGUAUAGUAGUUUGAAAUUUUCAGAAUUUAUUCCAACCAGUUCUCCUCUCUUGUGUUCACCUAUUGACUUUAUAUGGAAUUUAGUGGAAUUUCCAUAGAAAACAAAUUUAAUUGUUAAAGUUUUUUAAAAGUGCACAAAGUGUGAUUGUUUACAGAAUAAUAUUCACUUAUAAAUAACUUCUGUCUGUUUGCAUAGCUGUCCUUAAAAAUUCAAGGUAUAUUUUGAAAUUUCUUUAGGAUUUCAGUUUAAAUUGUUCUAUUAGCAAUUUUAAAUAUUUAUAAACAUACUUGUUUUAGAUGAACCUGAAUAUAAUUAAGGUAAAUUUAAUAUAUACUCUCUAAUACCCAAAUAGAUCUUUGAUCUUAUCUACCUGGAUAUUUACUCCAGUAAUGCAAAUUGCAAUCUCCCUAUGUCUGCUGCCCCCUCAUAACUCUUGUUUAUGUCCUCCCAUAAGUUCAAUUCAGGGGUUCCACCGAGUGUGCUAAAGUUGUUCCUCGUCCUUUCCUGACAUCACAAGCAUAUCAGUGGAGCACUCAGGUUCUCUACCUGUCUUCCAUUGCCCUUGUCAUGUGACUAACUCAUCUUUCUCUUCUGUCAUACAUUUUUCCGGUGUCAGCUUUCAUUCCUGUUCAUCACAGUUCCUCACUGCUGGUAUGUGGCAGCCUCUCCAUUGCUCUCUGUGUGAUAUUUUUGCUUCUCUAGAAACUUGUGUUCCAUUUCUCACAGCCUUAAGAUAACACUGUUAGCAUAUUGAUCUUAAAAACAUGAGCCUUUGUUUCUGGAGAAAAUUUGGGAGCUUUCCAUUUUCCUGAAGGCAAUGAAUCCUGCUUUCUUCCUGCUGCUUAAUUCUGGGCCUGGCUCCUCCUUUGUGCUUUCUGUCUCCUGUGGAUAUACAGAGGGACAAAAUCUAUGUAAUGCACAGAUUAUGAUAUGAAGUUGAUGAGCAAUAGACGUUCUCUCUCCACUCUUAAAUGGUUAAGAAUCUCUUCAAGGGAGUAUUCCCAAACUUGAUGCAACCAAUAUAAUGUCAUCAACGAACAGGAGCAUCAAGAACACCUCACUAACUACAGGGAACUACUCUUCAACUUAGACUCUGAACUGGAUCUUCCUCAUUACAGUCAGUUGUGGACAUCUUUGGCAAGCACAUGGCUCCCUGUUUUAUGUCUCACCCAAUGUUUGUGACCCUUGAGUUAUAAUUAUUAAAUAAUGUUAUUUCUUACUACAUUUUUCAAGGAAUCUUGAGCAGUUGUGAUGACUAGAUCAAAGGUACCUUGUUGGAAGAGAUUUUAAAAUGAAAUUUUGUUCUACCAAAUCAGCUGUUUUUGUUUUUUAAUAAUCAAUAGUAAGCACAGUGGGUUUUUGUAUCCUCUACAUCUUUCAAUCAGUUGUAAAAUGAUAAAGGAUGGUCUGGCAAAAACAUACCUGUUCCCUAUAAAUGCUGUAAUUGAGUGUGCCCUUAAUGUGUGUACAGAUGAGUCUCAUAAAGAUUUUAUAUACUAGAGAAUGUAGGCACUGUAUAGUGUUGGAUUUGGAGCCAAGAUCUGAGUUCAGAUCUGCCUGGCCACGUCACCCUCUUUUAGCCUCUUUCCUCAUCUGUAAAGUUGGGGAUAAUAAUAGCACCUACCUCACAGGGUUGUUGUGGGGAUCAAAUAAGAUAACAUGUAAAGUGGUUUGCAAAACUUAAAGCGCUAUGUAAAUAUUACCAAUUAGUAAUUAUUGAUGUUCUCCAAAUUGCCGUUUUUUCUAUAUUAGUAAGGUCUGAGUUUUUUUCACACACUUUUGGCAUGUCACCUUCAUCAGUUACCUUGUGUGACUCAGUCCCUCAACAACACCCUUACAGUUGUGUCACUCUUUCCUCUGUGCCCUCUUGGUCCAAUCCAGCUGUUUUUCCCUGUCUUUGUUGUUGUCAAUGUCAUCUCUGAAAUAAGCACAUCUGGGACUGAAAUGUUAGGGACCAAAUGUAGUGGUUCCCCUCCUCACAGGUAAAAACAGUUAGAAAAAAGCGAUCUUUUUUUCUUCUAUUUGUUGUACAUUCAUUUUCAUCCUUCAAUACCCCCUGGGAAUCUUUGCUUAGUUGGAUCUCGUACAGAGAAAUUGGGUUGUGCAUUUUUUAAAAAUAUGCAUAGAUAGUGACUGUUUACAGAAUGCUCUUUGAGGUGAUAUUGCUCAUAGUCAUCCAUUAUAAGUUUUCAAAUGACUUUAUGGUCUUAACCUAGUUUUGUCUAUCACCACCAUUUCUCUUGUCAAUUGGCAAGUAAAUGUCUGCAGACUAAGGUGCUUUGUUAGGGUUUUUGGUCUCCUUGUUAUGGCAUUUGAUUUACAUCAAUUAAACUGUAAAAUUAUGAACAGCAUUGAUGUCUAGCAUUCAUUUUUCAUUAUCCAUUGUUACCAAUUAUUUGUUUAGAUGAUUCAGGAUAAAGUUAUUUCAAUUUAUUCGCUCUAGGUUAUUACUACUUUGUACUUGGCUCUAACAAGUCAGUGCUUUAACUAUACACAAAUGGCCAGUUACCUUCCCAUCAAUAUCAAGUUUAAAAUAGAAUUAAUUUUCUUUUUUUCGAUGUUAUUCAGUGUUCACCAGGCCCAAUGCCUACCAGUUAUCUUUCUGAAAAAGUAUUCACAAUGUGAAAGUGUGAAGCUUCUAUGUAGUCUGCAAGUGUUGGCCUCUUUCUUAGCUUUUCUUCCUACCUAUGUUUUCCCUUUUAUUUUCCACCAUUCUCACCUGUUCCUGCUUUGCUCUAGUCAUUGAAUAUUCUCACUAUGCUGGUAAAGUAAACCUUUUGUAAACUGUCAACAGCUUUAUGACUGUCUCAUUUCAUCUAGUCCCAAGCCUGAAGCGCUAGACUUGUCAUUUCAGGCUGUCUUACAACAUAAGUAUUAAAGUUUUGUGUUGAUUUAAUUUGGAAGGUCUUAUAAAACUUUUUUAAGAAUUGCUCUAUUUCUUCAUCCUCUGCAUUCAGUGUUGAUGUGCAAGCUACAAUUAUUUUCAUGGUGCUCUUUUUGCAAAUAACUCAUCACAAACACUGGAAUACUAGACAAUCAAGUGUCCAGUGAAGUGAUGUUUCAUAUUGUACUUGGGUAUACAAGUAAACCAACUCUGACAACUCCUUUCUUGGUUUUUUACUGAGUACAUCCUUCCCUUCAGUUACAAC
Messenger RNA from Dromiciops gliroides (monito del monte), 4636 nucleotides. It is a transcript of the gene ANKRA2, whose product is annotated as ankyrin repeat family A member 2. Bases 257 to 1198 code for a protein of 313 amino acids. Gene Ontology annotation, molecular function: protein binding. Gene Ontology annotation, biological process: regulation of gene expression. The record is from RefSeq and is a predicted model, not a curated record. The transcript is spliced from 9 exons. Lineage: Eukaryota; Metazoa; Chordata; Mammalia; Microbiotheria; Microbiotheriidae. Gene Ontology annotation, cellular component: nucleus.